Eutrema salsugineum is the source of this 2960-nucleotide messenger RNA. RefSeq lists its product as uncharacterized. Lineage: Eukaryota; Viridiplantae; Streptophyta; Magnoliopsida; Brassicales; Brassicaceae. The record is from RefSeq and is a predicted model, not a curated record. The transcript is spliced from 5 exons. Bases 390 to 2840 code for a protein of 816 amino acids.
UCUUCUUCUUCCACUGUACCAUUGUCGUUUUGCUGAUUUCCAACUGUCUUCUUUCUUUCCCUAUUCUCGUAACUAUGCUUUCGAUAAUGCUAAUGUACACUCAUCCUCUCUGCUUUUCUUGAGAGAUUCUUCUUCUUCUUCUUCUUCACGAGCUCCAAAAAAUUUCACAGAACCUGAGAGACUCCUUUUUUUUUUUAUUUCAAAAUCAGAAUUCAAAAAGAAAGUAUUUUUAUUUUCUUUCGCUGGGUUUACGCUCUCAGAUUCUAGCUACAUUUUUCUUCUCUGGUGACUUCAAGUUAUGAAAUUUGAGGCAAUGCGUCUCUAAAGGAGACGUUUUUUCUGUGUGUUUCGAUCUCUCUGAGCUUGUCUGGUGUUAGGGUUUCGUGGUAAUGACGGGAGAGUUACAGGAGGUGGUUGAUAAAACGGCGCCGUGUGCGGCCAUAACAGAGAAACGGCCAAAUCGACUCGGCGGUUGCGUCGGCGUUUUCUUCCAGCUCUUCGAUUGGAACCGACGUUUCGCUAAAAAGAAGCUCUUUUCUCGCAAAUCACUUCUUCCUGGUAAACAAGCUUCAAAGAGGUUUGGAGGGAAUGACAAAAUGCUCAAAUCUAAGCUUAAUCUGAUAGAUGAUGAGAACAGAGGAAGUUUCCCGAAGAGAGGUGAAGUUGUGAAGCAUGAAAUGAGAUCUCCUAGUUUGGUUGCACGUUUAAUGGGGCUUGAAUCUAUGCCAUCUAAUCAUAGAGACAAAGGGAAGAAGAAGAAGAAACCGCCGUUUUUGCAGUUUCAGGACAAUGAUAAAUGCGAUUUGUUUGAUGUUGAUGAAGAAGAAGGCGAAGAUAAUGCUGGUUUCGAUAAAUCUAGGCCACAGAAGUUGCAGAGAACAACAGGUGUGUGUGAUAGACGUGUGAUGGUGAAGAAGUUUGGAUCAGAUGCAUUGCAGAUCAAGAACGUUUUGACCCGAGUUAGGAAACAUCAUCAGUAUAAUAGCCAUCAGAAGUUAGCUUCUCCUGUGAGAAGCCCGAGGCUUCAUAGACGUAGUAGCUCUAGGUUGAUUGAUGCAGCUGCUAGGAUUCUUGAACCGGGGAAGAGAAACGCGAGAUACGCUAUUGCUUAUCCUGGUUCUUCAGGGACGAGGAGGUUCGAAAACGCUGGGAGAGAGCCGCUUGAAGCUGUUGUUUCGCCAGAGUUUCAACGUGGUUAUAGUAAUAAUAGUGUUGCUUCUUGUAAAGCAUGUGGUAGCUUUGUUGAUGUUCAUGGUUCAGGUCUUGUAGAUGAAGAGAUUGGACAGAACAUGGCGUGUGUUUCUAAAUCAACUCCUUUUGAACGUAGUAAAAGAAAUGUGUUUUGGAGAAAUCAAGAACCACCUGUGUCUGUUUCUGCUAGAGGCAGAGAUACUAAUCAAAUGGAGAAGAAGGCUCUGCCUCGAGCUCGGUACGAUUAUCACAAUCAGCUGUUGCAGAGAGAAAGGUUUCCUCGUGAGGCUCGAUCUUACACCUUACAAGGCAAGAGUGGUUCUUGUUCUUCACCUGCUAAUAUGAUCAACUGUAAAGAGAAGGACUUAAUAGCUAUGAACAGAGGUUCAACUAGCAAGAACCAUAACUCAGAGUUGAAUUUGCAGAGAAAAUCUCACACUAGAGUUGAGGAUUCUUGUAACAGAUCAGGACUAAGUAGUCCAGCACGGAAGAGAAGGCUAGCUUGUGUAAGUGGUCACGGACGAGGAAGUAGCUUUAUGAGUCCAGUUUCAAGACGAUUAGAUGGUGAAAGCUCUUGUGUUUGUAGUAAUGAUCCUAGAGGUAGCAAUGAAGCUGCAUUUGCUCCUUUGAAACCUGGUUCCCUUCAUAGAAACUAUAGCCAAUGCUGCAGAGAAUCCAAAGAGCGAAAAGUAGUUCAACGCGUUCCAAAUCAGAAAAGACUACCACUUGAUCACGCCGGUACUGUGGGUUUGAUUCAGCAAAAGUUAAAAGAACUCGCUAUACAAGAAGAAGAUGAAGCCAUAAGAGGAAGUGUAUUGCCUAAUAAACCUGCCUCUUUGAUUCUCCAUGAAUUGUUAUCUUCUUUAGUUAUGAAUCAGCCCUAUACUCGAGAUAUCGAUAUGUCUUACGCAGACACAGCUUAUCGGAGGAAUCCAAACAGUGAAUACACGAGCCCUGGUUCUGUACUCGACGCAUCUUUCUCCAACGAGAGUUGCUUAUCGAAUAGCUUCGACAACAUCUCAGUUCCAGGACAGACUAAGCGGCCUCUAGAGCCUAUAGAAUCUGAUUGGGACGUUCUUGAAGAUUACGCGGCUUCAUUCAAGAACUCAACAAGCAAUGGUGGUAAUUAUCGAGCAAUCGCGAGUCUGAUAAGCCAUGUCUCUAACGUCCUGCGAUGUUUAAGCAACACAGGUCUCAUACUAACGCAGCAGAGAUUCACCAACGCAAGAGAAGUCAUAAUCCACACCGAGCUCUUGGUUGGUGGUAAUACUAAUAGACAAGACAACUACCUCAUCGGACCAGAACUCUUUGAUGAGCUCAUGAUUUACGCGGCACGGUCUGAUAAUCUUGUUAACCUCCCUGGAAUAACCGGAGGGUUCUUGGUUGAUUCCAUGAUCGAACACUUGGAAGAGAGAAACAUUUCUUGCGGGUUAAAGCCUUUGAGUGCUGAAGCUGAUAAAUUGAUUCAAGGUGUUCUUGAGGAGGUGCCAAAGUGGGCGAGAUUGGCUCGGAUUGGUGUGGAUGAGGUUAUUGGUAUUGAGAUGGAGAAAUGGAUGGAUCUUGAGACUCAUUUGUUUGGAGUUGGAUCAGAGAUUGCUUAUGAGAUACUUUGGUGUUUGGUCGGAGAGUUAGCAAUGGAUCUGUUGUAGAACCUAACAAGAUAAUGUUUUGUCAAGUAGCAUUUGUGUAAUUCAUCAUUGUGGCUAUUGAACUAAUAUGAUCAAUGUUUGUUACAAUAUUAUUAAGCUUUAUGGUAAUCAAAUAUCAAU